Molecule: messenger RNA, 2215 nt
Organism: Spodoptera littoralis (African cotton leafworm)
Lineage: Eukaryota; Metazoa; Arthropoda; Insecta; Lepidoptera; Noctuidae
Source: the annotation of a GenBank genome assembly
GAAGUACGUUCGCAUUUAGUGAAGUAUCUUUUUGGACAAUUGUGAAAAAAAAAACGACUGCCAUGAAAGGAAUAACGCUGUUGUUCAUAACAGCAGCAGCUCUAGCUCACGCUAAUCCUGCGCGUUUUUUUGAAAAUGGAUGUCCUAAAGAUACCAGUAAACUACUGCCUCAUCAGGAUUGCGGCCGAUUCUUUGUAUGUUUUAGAGAAACAAAGUUUGUUCGAGAAUGUCCACAUGGGCUGCAUUUCAAUGCAGAACUCGAACUCUGUGACUUGCCAAGAAAUGCGAAAUGCAAUUUGAAUCAACUUGAACACCAUUCUGAAGUAAAAUUACUUAAUGGUAGAAACGAAAAUCCAGCAGCAAUAUGUGCGAGUGAAAAUUCUGAAGGAGUCUUGUUUCCUCACGAAAAAUGUAAUCAGUUUUACAAAUGCUCGGGCCGCCACCUAGUUGCGUUCGAUUGUCCAACAAAUCUUCUUUUCAAUGAAAUCAGUAAAAUGUGUGAUUGGCCUGAAAAGGUAGAUUGUGAUAACAGAUUAAUUUCUGACGACAAGGAAGUUGUUGAUAAUAACGGUGGUAAUAAUCAGGAAGGAGGUGGAAACGUUGGUAAUUAUGCUGACCCCAGUGAAGCACCUAAAAUUUGUGCAGCAGAAAACUCGGACGGAGUAUUAGUUGCACAUGAAAAUUGCGAUCGAUUCUACAAAUGCUUUGACGGACACCCGGUAGCUUUGAAUUGCCCUGACAACCUUCUCUAUAAUCCAGAAUUGGAAUAUUGUGACUGGCCGUGGAACGUCAACUGCGGAGAAAGGACAAUUUCUGACGACAAGGAAGUUGUUGAUAAUAACGGUGGUAAUAAUCAGGAAGGAGGUGGAAACGUUGGUAAUUAUGCUGAUCCCAGUGAAGCACCUAAAAUUUGUGCAGCAGAAAAUUCGGAUGGAGUAUUAGUUGCACAUGAAAAUUGCGAUCGAUUCUACAAAUGCUUUGACGGACACCCGGUAGCUUUGAAUUGCCCUGAUAACCUUCUCUAUAAUCCAGAAAUGGAAUAUUGUGACUGGCCGUGGAACGUCAACUGCGGGGAAAGGACAAUUUCUGACGACAAGGAAGUUGUUGAUAAUAACGGUGGUAAUAAUCAGGAAGGAGGUGGAAACGUUGGUAAUUAUGCUGACCCCAGUGAAGCACCUAAAAUUUGUGCAGCAGAAAACUCGGACGGAGUAUUAGUUGCACAUGAAAAUUGCGAUCGAUUCUACAAAUGCUUUGACGGACACCCGGUAGCCUUAAAUUGUCCUGAUAACCUUCUCUAUAAACCAGAACUGGAAUAUUGUGACUGGCCGUGGAACGUCAAUUGCGGGGAAAGGACAAUUUCUGACGACAAGGAAGUUGUUGAUAAUAACGGUGGUAAUAAUCAGGAAGGAGGUGGAAACGUCGGUAAUUAUGCUGACCCCAGUGAAGCACCUAAAAUUUGUGCAGCAGAAAAUUCGGAUGGAGUAUUAGUUGCACAUGAAAAUUGCAAUCGAUUCUACAAAUGCUUUGACGGACACCCGGUAGCUUUGAAUUGCCCUGACAACCUUCUCUAUAAUCCAGAAAUGGAAUAUUGUGACUGGCCGUGGAACGUCAACUGCGGGGAAAGGACAAUUUCUGACGACAAGGAAGUUGUUGAUAAUAACGGUGGUAAUAACCAGGAAGGAGGUGGAAACGUUGGUAAUAAUGCUGACCCCAGUGAAGCACCUAAAAUUUGUGCAGCAGAAAAUUCGGACGGAGUAUUAGUUGCACAUGAAAAUUGCGACCAAUUCUACAAAUGUUUUGAAGGUAAACCAGUUGCUAUGAACUGCCCAGUCAAUCUAUUUUACAACCCUGAACAGGGUUACUGUGACUGGCAAUUCAAUGUUAAAUGCAAUAAUAAAGUAAUUCCUACACAAAAUAAUGAUGGUAAUGGAAACAAUUUUGUUAACCAGUUGUGCUCAGGCAAAGACGAUGAUAUUAUACCCCAUGAGAACUGCAAUCAGUUCUAUAAAUGUGUUCACAGUCAUAUGGAACCCAUGAUGUACUGUCCACCAGGUUUACACUUUAACACUAUAUUCAAAGUCUGUGACUGGCCUAUGAAUGUUGACUGUGGUCAGCGCAAAAAGUAAACAGUUAAUCAGUAUUUUCAAGAUUUACCUACAAUUUUACUCAAAUUUAUGUAAUAAGUACCUACUUAAAAUGUUACUUUUAUUUGAAU